GUUUUUAUUUCUCCUUACUUCUCUUCUUCUGCUCUGCAUGUUCAUCAACACCAGCAAAGACCAUUCUGGCUUCUUGUCCUGUCUGCUUUGGUCUUGGUACUUGGACCUGUUGUUUGUGUGGUUGUGUUGAUGGCAACCACUGAUAUUCUCUAUUGGUUUUGCUCAAUGUCCACAUGGAGCUGCAACACUGAGAUAGGAUAGAUAACUACAGCACACCUUAAACAGUUCUUACCUUAUGCUCCAAAUUUGAAAGGGUUCUGGGUUUCACUUUGAAAACAAUAUCGCGAUAAUUCAGUAAUGCUCCUUUUAAGAUAGGCCCCAGUCAGAGACUGCCAAAGGCAACUCUUCCACCUCAACAGAAGCACUAACAGAUGGACCAUUACAAUAUAUAAACAAACAAGACUCUAUCGUAGCUUUUUCACCAUCAUAGCUAUUUUCAGAUGCUGACCUUGGCUCAGUCAUCACCUCCACGUGAUAUACAAUAGCAUUGACCCUCUCCCAGGUAAAAUCCUUGUGUAUCCCACUUCGUCAUAUUUGUUUGUGGACAUAUAGAGGAACAAGAAACUAUUCAAAAAUUUGGAGUGAACCUGCAGGUGCAUUGGUGGUUUUUAGAUGGAGCUGUGCUCUGCCAGGGUUGUUCUUUCUGUUAAUGGUAUUAAUUUGCGGAAUAUGCAGUGUAUGCUUCAAAGAGUCUACAUAGAACAGGGUUAUGGUAGUUUGAUGACAAUAUUAAUUUACAGAAACAUGAUGGUUCAAGAUGCCUUCUCAACAACAGUAUCUUCAGUCACAAGUGAAACCAGUAAACAGCAGAACACAUCAGGGAUGGAGUCACAGAACCUCGUGGACGAUCUGUCGCCAAAGAAGAAUACAGUUCUCAAGCUUAGUAAUGGCCCUGUUGUGGGGUCUCGCAAGCGUCCGUCAGAAGGGCACUAUGAGAAGGAGAAGGAACACUGCAUCGCCCUGUUUGACCAGUGGUCGGAGGCAGACCAGGUGGAGUUUGUCGAGCGCCUGAUUUCCCGUAUGUGCCACUACCAGCACGGCCACAUCAACUCCUACCUCAAACCCAUGCUGCAGAGGGACUUCAUCACUGCGCUGCCAGCCCAAGGCUUGGAUCACAUAGCAGAGAACAUCCUGUCUUUCCUGGAUGCACGCUCGCUCUGCUCAGCAGAGUUGGUGUGUAAGGAAUGGCAGAGGGUCAUUUCUGAGGGAAUGCUGUGGAAGAAGCUCAUUGAACGCAUGGUCCGGACUGACCCCCUCUGGAAAGGCCUGUCGGAGAGACACCAGUGGGAGAAAUAUCUGUUCAAGAACCGCACAUCAGAAGUCCCCCCCAACUCCUACUAUCACUCCCUAUAUCCCAAGAUCAUCCAAGACAUAGAGACUAUUGAGGCUAAUUGGCGAUGUGGCAGACACAACUUGCAGAGGAUUCAGUGUCGCUCAGAAAACAGUAAAGGGGUUUACUGUCUCCAGUACGACGAUGACAAGAUCAUCAGUGGCCUUAGGGACAAUUCCAUCAAGAUCUGGGAUAAGCAGUCUCUGGAGUGUCUGAAGAUACUGACCGGUCACACAGGCUCAGUAUUGUGUCUCCAGUAUGAUGAGAGGGUCAUUGUCACCGGGUCUUCUGAUUCAACUGUCAGGGUCUGGGAGGUGACGACGGGUGAGGUACUGAACACACUGAUCCACCACAAUGAGGCUGUUCUUCACCUGCGUUUUGCAAAUGGCCUGAUGGUCACCUGCUCUAAGGACCGUUCGAUUGCAGUUUGGGACAUGGCUUCACCUACUGACAUCAGCCUACGCCGCGUCCUCGUGGGACACCGGGCUGCUGUCAAUGUGGUUGACUUUGAUGACAAAUACAUCGUGUCCGCCUCAGGGGACCGCACCAUCAAGGUAUGGAGCACCAGCACCUGUGAGUUUGUGCGCACUCUAAAUGGUCAUAAGCGGGGAAUUGCCUGUCUACAGUACAGAGAUCGUCUUGUAGUCAGCGGCUCGUCUGACAACACAAUCCGGUUAUGGGACAUAGAGUGCGGCGCAUGUUUGCGAGUGCUGGAAGGUCACGAGGAGUUGGUGCGCUGUAUUCGCUUUGACAACAAAAGGAUUGUCAGCGGCGCCUACGACGGUAAGAUAAAGGUGUGGGACCUGCAGGCAGCCCUGGACCCACGAGCCCCCGCCAGCACAUUAUGUCUGCGCACUCUAGUGGAGCACUCUGGCCGCGUGUUCCGCCUGCAGUUCGAUGAGUUUCAGAUCAUCAGCAGUUCUCACGACGACACCAUUCUGAUCUGGGACUUCCUGAACGUCUCAACCAACGGCCAGUCAGAGGGACGGUCUCCUUCCCGCACCUACACGUACAUCUCUAGAUAGCAGGUGGCGCCAUCAACCGCACCCUUUCUUGGAGGAACCCAGGGCUGAUUGGCUGAUGGGUGCAUCCGUCAUGGAAAGGAGCCCAUCUCUCCUCCUUCCUCCUCGUCAUCUCUCUGUCCAUCUCCCACCCAGCCCCUCACCAACCUCCUGCUCCCUUCCCGUUCUGAUAGACUCUAAGCUUGUGCCCGUUGCCUGCCAGUUCAGUGACAUACACACACAGGUCAACACUGAUGAGGACUCCCUACUACAGAACCAAUGCAAUCUCCCAAGAAGUUCACCUUCCACUACUAAUUUAUGUUUUGUAAAGUACACUGAUGACAGUAUUAACUUAGACCUUAUAUAAGUCACAAGCUCCCCUUUGUCCCCCUUGAAUCAAACUUAAAGCAGCUUCUGCUCCCCAGUUUUCAACCCCUGCCAAAACAGGUUUCCACAGAUAUGGAAUCGCUUAUAGAUAUAUAUUUAUAUAUAUUACACAGACACACACACACAUACACACACACAGUGGCACAGUUGGACAGAGGAUGACCGGAGCUGUGAUGCGGGAGACAGAGACUCUUUACUCAGCUCUAGGAAAGAAGGGAAGGAUGGGAGACGGAGGGAGUGAAUGAGGGAGAAAUGUGUUGGGGAUGACUUUAGAGCUCCCUCUCACUCCCUCUCACUCCUCCCUGCCUCUCUCUCUCCACCCCCCCACCCCCUUCGCUCCCUUCCCCAACCCCCCCCAGAGAUGCACACUCGCUUGGAAUAUGGGGGCGCACGCACACUCAAGUUUGUGUGAGUGUGUGUUUGUGUAUGUGGACUUGUGAAACGGCAGAACAGAGCAGAAGCGUCAGACAGACAUGCAUGUGAGGUUGCCAUGGAUACAGCAUCCUGGUACACCUCUGCUUUUUUUUUCUCUUUAACUCUUACUUUCUUACUGUUUUUUAUUACUGUUAUUUUCUAAUUUUAUUUGAGUAUUUUGGUUCUUAGUACAAAAAUCAUACUAAGCGUAGUCCUCUUUCUCUUUCCCCCUCUCUCUCUCUCUAUCUCUCUCUCUCUCUCUCUCUCUCUCUUACUGUCUUUUUCCUCAUUCUUUCUUCUAACUUUGACCCUUGUUCAUCUGUCCCUUUCACACCAUCUUUCUCUCCCACAUCAUCUACGUGCUUGCUUUGGUUAUGAGAGAAGCUGGAAUUCAAGAGCUCAAAUUUAGCUGUAAACGGAGUUGUCUUGUCAAAAUUGUGUUGUAUAUUAAAAAUGAUUUUUUAAAGAAGAAAAUGACCUUAUUGUGAAUAAAGUACUUGACAGUGGUGGAGUGUUGAGCCAACUGUAACAUGAA
This is a messenger RNA of Stegastes partitus (bicolor damselfish), 3667 nucleotides long. RefSeq names its product F-box and WD repeat domain containing 11a (gene fbxw11a). Lineage: Eukaryota; Metazoa; Chordata; Actinopteri; Pomacentridae. Bases 613 to 2355 code for a protein of 580 amino acids. The transcript is spliced from 13 exons. Gene Ontology annotation, molecular function: protein dimerization activity. The record is from RefSeq and is a predicted model, not a curated record.